This is a messenger RNA of Clonostachys byssicola, 969 nucleotides long. The record is from the annotation of a GenBank genome assembly. Lineage: Eukaryota; Fungi; Ascomycota; Sordariomycetes; Hypocreales; Bionectriaceae.
CCAGCCAUUGUGCUCCAGGGGGCUGCAGCAGCUGAAAGGCCGCCCCCCGCACUAGAAUCCUUGGGCCAGCCACUCUGUUCAGGAGCUCCCCUGUUCUUUCCUUAUCUGCCCCUUGUCACGUCUCUUGAGGCGAGGAAAGAAGCAACCACGAGGUCAGCCGAUGCAUCUUUGCUUUUUAGUCCAGACUCUUUUCUUGUCCCAGUCUGCCCGAUGGGAUGGGGCUUCAAGGCGAGGAAGGAAAGGGACAACCUCACUCCGCCCAGCGCCGAGACAUAUGCUGCCGAGACUCUCGGGCUCCUGUUCACCAACGACAUUGGGUUCGACGCGGUCAUCACCUGCCGCGGCGAAGAGUUCCAGAUUCAUAGAAGCCUCGCCGCCGUGCGAUCUGCGUUCAUGAGGGUUGCAUUCUAUGGCAAAUUCACGGAAGCGACCGAUGGCAGGCUGUCGGCCGACGAGUUCGAAGUCGAGGUGGUCAAGCAGAUGGUGCAUUACCUGUACAACGGAACGUACACCACCCCGGCGCAGAAGAUCAUGGCCUACAAGACGCGGCCCGUGGAGGAGAUUGUGGCCCAAGUCGAGGACUACCGGAGCGCUCCCAGCCAGGCGAUACGCACGGGCUGGCAGACAAAGCAGCCCGUGAGCACAGCGGAGACGAUACAGUUCCACAUCAAGAUGCACAACGUCGCCGACUACUACCAGAUCGAGUCGCUUUCCGAGUAUUCUUCCAUCUGCAUCCAAAGGCUGCUGGCCGAUAAAUGGGAGGCAGAAGUGUUCUGUGACAUGCUGAAGCUGUGCUGGGAUGAGACUGUGGAUGAUAAUAUCAGGGAGCUGUUCGCCAAGACAGCGGCCCCUCAUGCGGUUGCGCUGCUGGGCACGCCCAAGUAUCAGAUGCUUAACUGUAAGCUGAGACUGGCUUUUGAGCACUCAGUACUCCGUAUAAAUAUUGACAAAUUGAAGAAAUCACUAUGA